CAUUUGUAAAAAAAUUGAUGAACAUGCAAGACCUGUACGUGGAGGUGAGAAGGGAAAGAUAUAUGGUUCGGAUGUUUAACUAUGUCAUCUUCAAGAUAGAGCAGAGGUCGGAGGGGGAGUGGAAUGACAAGUUCUUCAUUGGCUACGAUACCAUAAUGAGGCGGUUUGCACCACGAGGGUUGACGACAGAGAAAUGGGAAGAAACCAAGUCCAAGAUCGUAGCAGAGAAGACUAUCGAUGUCCCGAAACGAUUGAGCGGCGUGGAUGAGGCAAAACUAGGAAAAGGAAAUGUUCGGGGGUACAAGGUGACGACUGCAAUAUAUAUGGAGUGUCCGUACUUCCUCAAGCUUUUCGUGCAUGAGAUUCUUGGCGCAGUUGAGCAAUUAAGGGACGAACUGAGACGGAUCAACUCAAAUGUUCAACACAUAAUGUGGGACAAGCGCAAAGAUCACACGACGUAUCUUCCUGUCUGCAUCACACCUAUGGAUGCACUGCACCCGGCAGAAGAUUUGACUCGUGCCGUGAGAAAGCUGAGUUGUCACCUUGCAGUAUUGGACUUGGCUCCGUUGAAGAAUCUCGACGCAUGGAGCGAGCAAAGGUUUCACGAGCUCCGCCAAAUGAUGACGGUGUUGUGCGCGUCUCAUUGGGCGCUAAUCAUAUUCAACGCAUUGAAAGUCGAGGAAACGGUGUUGAGGAACGUCUUCAGGUGGGACGGUGUGAGAGUUCUUCCAGGGCGUUGGCGUCGUUAUAGCAAAGCAGCAUCAUCCUGCGCCCAAGUUGGGAACCUUCCGUUGAGAGGGCGCGACUCAAUGACCAUUGUGUUGCACGAUACAGACAACGACUUGAAAAAGGUCACGGUCGCAAAGCCUCAUGGGAACACUCUCUUCGACACACAUUACGUGGAGGAGUUAUUUGUACGAUGUACAAAAGAGGCAAUCAGCGUGCGAGGCGAUAGCAAACCUUUGUACGGGAUAUGGGAAAGGGAACCUGCAAAGAUGAAAGACGUGUGCACCUGGUUUUCGAAGGAAGGGGAAGGUGUUCUGUUACUGGGCAACGUUCAGGCAGGAACAACGUGGGACUUGCUGCGCUCAGGACGCCAUGUCGUCGCAUGUGAUGGUUCCUCAAACCUGAUGGAGUACUCCACUUUGUUUAUCGAUCACCACGUUCACAAUCCGGAUAACAGGUGUCACUUUGAACGGCCGAAACCUCAACAUCGUGCAGACCGAGACAUGUUCCUGAAGCUCCGCAAGAAGAGGGACUCUCUGUGGAGCUAUCUUUUCUGCAAUGCACCCGCAACACCAACAGAUGGAGAUUACCUGCACCGUAAGGUGAUAGCGAUCCAUCACAACGCCAAACGCGGUGCAAUUGAGAUAUUUCUGGGCCGAUGUGAACACCUGCGGUUUGAAAGGAAGCGAGCCAAAAUUGAUGCCAAGGUUUACUGCGAGGUAAUGGACGUUGGGGAGCAGUUUGACAUUAUGGACAGUGAGGAGGAGACAGAGGAUGAGGAGAUUGACCUGCCAUUGCCGGAUGCACAUCAAAAUGCAGUGAGAGACGAAACGCCUCCGCUGUCCGCUAUGGGUGGUGAACAAGCGAUGGAGGAAGAUGUUGGUGGCACUAUCGCGAGUACCGGGCCCGAUAAUGUGAUGCAUGGAACAACGCCGAAAAAAGGUGGUGCAAUGGAAGGCAGCACAUCCAAGUGCGGCAUGAAGGAAGCUACCCCAAGAUUCGUUUCGUUGGUGAGGAGAGUUCGCAAUGACAUAGGAGCGGCGGACGACGAGACUCAAAAUGUUGCACGUGCAGACAAGGAAUCAGUGGACGACCAAGAUGGGAUGGACAUAGAGGAUGAUCACCUCUUUCACAUCCGGACGACGGAAAGAAUCCUCAGGAGUAGGUUUUAUGAAAUCGCAAAGGACAACUUGUCUAACCGCGUGAAGCAGGCGAACAGAGAGGCGCCAGACCAUAAAAUAUCAGACAAAGUGAACUUGUUAUUCGAAUUUCUGCGUGAAAAUCACCUUCUCGAGUAUUACGCUGCGUUCUACGACAAGAAAUCGAGUCCAUCGUAUAGAGUUGUCAUAUGGUCUGUGGACUACCGUGCAAUGGACUGUAUGUACGACAACGACAUACUUGUGGAAUGCAGUCAAGGCCUUGAGGGACACACAGGUGCAAGGAAGAAGAUCGAUUCAGCAGCAGCAGGAGGUGGUGGCGAGAGUGUGGCAGACAAGGAAGGGCAUCUCAGGAUGCAAAACGCAAUGGGAGAUGAGUUCAGUGAGCGGCCAUCGAGCACACCGCAACCAACACUUAGACCGUCAGAAGGCAUCAGUGCAGUGGGAGCCAGAAGUGAGACAACACCAACAGCAGGCGGGAAAGUUGUUGGCUAUGACGGAAAGAACGAAAAGAUUGAAGAGGACCAGCGACAAAAAGCAUCAGACGAAGAAGGGUCAAAAUUUCAGGCACAUGAGGUAGUGAAGGCGGUGSYRGGGAAUGUYGAUUCRCAUUCCAAGCRRUCGCAAGGAACACACGAUACGACUGUCAUCACUGCACAGGCGCAAGGCACCGACGAAGACACAAGGGAGCAAAGUGCACAUGAGAAAGAUGGGGGGGAAGGACCAGUGCUUAUGGAAUGCACUGGUCCAGGAACGCAAAUAGUUUCGGAGUCAACCAUGGGAGAAAGGAGAGCUGACAUGGAGGGUGUAAGUGGGGCAGAGCAUGAAAAGGUUCCAAGCACGGCAAACAGGGAGAGGGAGGAGGAAAAUGAGAAUGAAGAGGAGGCGAACAAGAUUCAGAAUGUGAUUAACUUGGUGGACCAGUCAGGUGAGAACGAAGAAACAUCUGAUAAGGAAGAAGCGAAAGAGUCGGGAGAGGAGUCUCAAGAAAGAGAGCGUGAUUUGAGCGAAGCGAGUGAGGGAAUAUGCGGUAGAAAAAGAAAAGCAGGCAAGGAAAAAGAGGAAUGCAGAAUGCGAUGUUAAAAAAGAGUCAGGGAGAAGAAAGCACAGUACAACGUAAAGUGCAUGUGUCU
This is a messenger RNA of Chara braunii, 3016 nucleotides long. Lineage: Eukaryota; Viridiplantae; Streptophyta; Charophyceae; Charales; Characeae. The record is from the annotation of a GenBank genome assembly.